GGGCAGGGUCUUGCGCGGAGCCGGGCCGGGGCCGCCGCCGCCCGAGGUCUCGCCAUUCGGCCGGCGAUGGGGGAGGCCGGGCCGGGGCCCAGUGAGGCGCCGCAGCCCGAGGAGGACGAGGCGGAGGCGGCGGCGGCGCCGGGCGGCGCGCGCGGGGGCCGGGCCGGGCCCCGCGGCGGCAUCCGAGUGCUGAAGAGGAACGUGAAGCGCAAUGGGAGCAGAAGCUGCUUGGACAGGAGUCGAGUUGGUUCCCGUGAGAGGGACUGGCUGAAAGAGGACGCUGGACGAGGCUGUGUAUAUAUCUAUGGAGGAGAUUCUGCAGUUGCUGCUUCUUCUGACUUGCACUUGGUCCUUUGUACAGUGGACACCCCAGUAUCUGAGAUAUGUGAUGGAGAAGAGAGGGAAAACCUCUUUCUGCAGCUUCAUGGAGACCUGGUCAGGAGACUGGAGCCCACAGAAAAACCCCUUCAGAUUGUAUAUGACUACUUGUCUGGUUUGGGUUUUGAGGAUCCUGCCAGAAUGCAGGAAGAAGCAGCAAACUCUGAUCUCAGCUGUAUGAUUCGCUUUUACAGUGAAAAGCCAUGCCAAGUGGAACAGUUAGAUCGCAUCCUGCUCUCUGGAGUCUAUAAUGUGCGCAAAGGAAAGACCCAGCUGCACAAAUGGGCAGAACGCUUGGUAAUUCUCUGUGGUACCUGCCUCAUUGUGUCCUCUCUGAAAGACAGCCACACAGGGAAGAUGCACAUCUUGCCUCUCAUUGGAGGAAAGGUGGAAGAGAUGAAACGUCGCCAGUAUACACUUGCUUUUACAUCUGCUGGAGCCCAAGCACAAACAUACCAUGUUUCCUUUGAAACACUAGCAGAAUGUCAGCGGUGGCACCGACAAGCAUCCAUGGUUGCAUCUCUGCGACUUAGCAUGGUUGAUCUUUCAUGCUACAGCCUUGAGGAAGUACCUGAGCACCUCUUCUACAGUCAGGACAUCACCUACCUCAACCUACGACACAAUUUUAUGAGACCAAGUGGAGCAGGGAGUCUUGACUCUCUUUGCAGGUUUUCUCAGUUGAAGAGCCUGAACCUGUCUCAUAAUAGACUGGGAGAGUUUCCUGUAUCACUGUGUGAGAUCUCUACUCUGACAGAGCUCAAUAUUUCCUGUAAUGGACUUCACCACUUGCCAAGCCAGAUUGGCAAACUGUUGAAUCUCCAGACUUUCUUACUUGAUGGGAAUUUUCUCACAUCCUUACCAGAAGAGCUGGGAAGUCUGCAACAGCUUAGUUGCCUUGCACUUUCCUUCAAUAACUUCUGUGAGCUGCCAGCAAUUUGUGAAAAACUCAUUCUAUUGGACAAACUAGCCCUGGCAGGGAACUUGCUGGAGACCUUAGAUCUUGCAGCUCUGAAUCGUAUGAGCCACAUCAAAAGUGUAGAUCUGAGGCUGAACAACCUGAAGAGAGCAGCAGUUGACAGCCUAGAGGGGAAUAAAUCUGUGACCUACAUGGAUUUACGAGACAAUCAAUUGACAGAUCUGGAUCUGAGCUCCUUGAGCAGCCUGGAGCAACUGCACUGUGAACGGAAUAAGCUGAAAGAGUUGACGCUGAGUGGCUUCUCCCUUCGAGCCCUCUAUGCCAACAGCAACUGUCUGAGAGCUGUCAGUGUUUAUCCAGUUCCUGGUCAACUGACAUGUCUGGAACUCUCCCACAAUCAGCUGCAGUGUAUUCCAGACUGGGCCUGUGAAGCAAAGAAACUAGAGAUUUUGGAUGUGAGCUACAACCUCCUUGUGGAGCUCCCGUCAAGGAUCCUCAGCAGCCUGAGCCUUCGGAAAUUGAUGGUGGGGCACAAUUAUCUGCAGACCCUUCCACUUCUGCUGGAACACAUUCCACUGGAGGUGCUGGACCUUCAGCACAACCUGGUGACUACACUCCCUGAGACACUCUUUCUCAAGGCUCUGAACCUCAGGUACCUGAAUGCAUCUGCAAACAGCCUGGAGUCCUUGCCCCCUGCAUGUACAGGGGAGGAGAGUCUGAGCAUGCUGCAGCUGCUUUACUUGACCAAUAAUAACCUCACAGAUCAAUGCAUCCCUGUCUUGGUGGGACACCUAAACCUACGGAUCCUUCAUCUGGCAAACAACAAUCUACAGACCUUCCCUGCAAGCAAACUGAGUAAGCUGGAGCACUUGGAAGAGCUGAAUCUCAGUGGCAACAAACUGAAAACAAUUCCCACAACAGUGGCAAACUGCAAACUACUUCAUACACUCAUUGCACAUUCUAAUGAAAUCAGCAUCUUUCCAGAGAUCCUGCAUUUGCCCCAUAUUCAGUUUGUAGACUUGAGCUGCAAUGAAUUAACUGAAAUCCUGAUCCCUGAGGUACUGCCCAGUGCCUUGCAAGAAUUGGACCUGACCGGAAACACAAACCUGGUGCUAGAACACAAGACAUUGGAUAUCUUCAGUCACAUUACUACACUGAAGAUUGACGCUAAGUCCUCCCUCAUAGCAGACUCAGGACUCACUUCUACCUUCUGGAAUCAUGGGGUAGCUGAGAUGGCAGGCCAAAGAAAUAAGCUGUGUGUGUCGUCCCUGGCCCUGGGGAGCUUUGCAGAGGGGGUGGAGGCUGUGUAUGGCUUGUUUGAUGGUGACAAGAAUGAAGAGUUGCCACGCCUGCUGCAGUGCACCAUGGCCGAUGUGCUCCUGGAGGAGGUACAGCAGUCAGACAUGAUGUUCAUGUCCAACACCUUCUUGGUCUCCCACAGGAAGCUGGGCAUGGCUGGGCAGAAGCUGGGCUCCUCUGCUGUCCUUUGUUAUAUUCGUCAUGAUGUGGCUGAUCCAGCCAGCAACUUUUCUCUAACAGUGGCCAAUGUGGGGACGUGCCAAGCCAUUUUGUGUCGAAGUGGAAAACCACUGCCUCUCUCCAAGGUCUUCAGUCUUGAACAAUGUUCAGAAGAAGCCAAGAGAGUCAAGGAGCAAAAAGCCAUUAUAACAGAGGACAACAAGGUUAAUGGUGUGACUUGCUGUACUCGCAUGCUGGGCUGCACAUACUUGCAUCCCUGGAUCCUGCCCAAGCCGCAUGUCAGUUGCAUUCCACUGACUGUACAAGAUGAGUUGCUACUUCUGGGGAACAAAGCUCUCUGGGAGUACCUUUCUUACACAGAGGCUAUUUCAGCUGUGCGCCAUCUACAUGAUCCGCUAGCUGCCGCAAAGAAACUCUGCACUUUAGCCCAAAGCUAUGGUUGCCAAGACAACUUAGGUGCAAUGGUGGUGUGCCUGAACAUUAGUGAGGACAGCUGCACUUGCGAGAUGCAUGGACUCACUCUGCCAGGCUCUGGGGGAUUUAGUUCAGCCACAACCAAACUAGCGACACCUUCCUCUAGCAGUGGAAUUGCUUCAGAGUUCAGCAGUGAACUGUCUGCUUCUGAGGUUAGCAGUGAGGUAGGCUCUACUGCUUCAGAUGAACACAGUGCUGCUGGUCUUGAGGGCAGCUUGCUACCACGACAAGAGCGACGUUGCAGCCUACAUCCUGUACUCCCCUCAAGCAUCUUUCAGCGCCAACCUUCCUGUGCCACAUUCUCUAGUAACCAGUCUGACAAUGGGCUGGAUAGCGAUGAUGAGCAGCCUGUGGAGGGUGUCAUGACGAAUGGCAGUAAAGUGGAAGUGGAGGUGGACAUCCACUGUUGUAAAGGAAAGGGGCUGGAGUUUGAACCCUCUGUUGCAGAAUACAGCUCCUCUGCUGCAGUGCCAGAGGAUGACUCUGAUGGGCUUGUCCUCAUGAUUCAGAGACAGAACAGUGUAAACAGCAACACUGUGCAGGCCGGAGUCAAGGAGAAGUGUGAACUGCAGAAAUCACCUUCCACAUGCUGUCUCUAUGGAAAGAAGCUUUCCAAUGGCUCCAUAGUGCCCUUGGAGGAGAGCCUUGACCUCAUCGAAGUAGCCACAGAGGCACCCAAGAAGAAAACAGGCUAUUUUGCUGCUCCAUCCCAGAUGGAGCCAGAAGAUCAGUUUGUGGUGCCACCUGGUCUGGAGGAGGAAGUGAAGGAACAAAUGAAGCAGCACCAGGAGAAUGGAGCAGAUCAGGAGCAGAAAGAGGAGCCUGCAGCGGCUCUGCCAGAGGAGUUUGAUACAGCUUUGUAACCUUAUAAGUACUGCUCCCACAUUGUCUGUCCCAGGAAGCCCUGUCCCAUAGGGGUUGUCUUGCCCUCCAAGGGGAUCUGGGAUCUGUAAGGAGUACAGGCAUCUGCUGCUUCCUCAGUGGAACAGAGGAAGAUUUGGGAGUGCUAAUGUCUGGGCUGUCCGGUUUUCACUGUAGAGCUUCAGCUAUUCUAUGAGCAUUCAGACCAGCAGCUGAGCUCUGUUAGGGACUGCCUGGAAAUUGUGCAAGUGCUAGGAAGAAGGCAGGUGUUUCAACAUCUACCAAUAACUCCUUUCCCCUGAGGUUCUGCCAGCCCUGCAGGUGAGAGGCUGGCAUCUGUGUAGGUAGUGAGGAGGCUGCUAAGGCGCACAUGCAGUAUUCGGAGUCAUGUGAAUAUUUCUGACCCAGCCCCUUGACAGCACCUAACUUUGUUUUUCCUUGAAAGAAUACAGCUAGUUGCAAUGAGGCUGACCCAAGAGUGGCUUCCUACAUGCAUUGCAAGCACUUUCAUUGAUUGCACUCAGGCUAUUCUCCCCAUCAGCCCAGCACUUUAUUAGGGUCAGAGGAGAGAGCGCUCUGGUGACCCUGUCCACAGCAGAUGUGGGAGGGGCUUUUCUCAGUGAGUAUUAUUAGGGCCCUGGAAAAUUCAGGGUACCAGUGCCCUCCUGAUAAGCACUGGUGCAGGGAAGAAAAAGGGGUUUGAUGGGGACAGCCUAAGCAGGAUGAGGAAAUAUACAGCUGGGUCGUAAGUGGAUGCCUGCUGAUGUUUUAUGUGGAGCACAGGAGAUCAACAGUGGGCUUGUUGAUUGAUGUAAUCUAUAGAGGUAGUGUUCAUAGCUGCAGGGCUCAGACCCAUUCCUGCAGCUUGGCCACCUCCAUCAUCGAUGCAUCACAGUAGAGAAUUCCUAUAUCCAGAAGAUAUGGGAUGAAACCAAGAGCUCCUUCUCAUUUUGGUGAGGUACUCAGUCUACAGGAAGCGUAGAUGUGAGCAGUGGUGCGCUGGUCUAAGGCUAGUGAGCAGUUGGGCUGCCCCUCAUAUGCUGAGGAAGCAUACAGUGAUCUAUUCCACCAGCAUAAACCUCUUCAGCCACAGCAUCUUUGCUUGCUUCUGAAAGCGGGAGUCAUUUCGCAAAUCCACAGCCACCUGCAUUUUAUGGUACAUGCCCAAACUGGCAGCAAACAAGGUGAAAGCAUACUUGUUUCUGCUUAGUUUUCAAUGCAAAAGGAAAAAUGGAGUUUUUUCACCUUAAGAACAUCUGUAUCAGCACUGGGAAGGAGGUGUUUAAAACAGUUCCACUAAUGGUAAACUGUCUAGUGUCUGCUCAGCAUAUGCACUGUGAUUCCUUUAAGGUUCUUUACACAGGGCAUCAAUUGGCUGCCUAUGUCAUCAUCUUCAGAAAGUGUCGUGAAGAGACCACUGCUGUAGUGUGCAGAUGUCUUCCCAAGCUGGAAGCAGCUGCCCUAGUCACAUCAGUGGUGUAAUAACCCUGAUUGUAACAUGGGCUAGUGCCUUUUCUUCUUCAUUAAUUAUAUUUAUGAAGAAAAACCUGAAAGUUUUUUCUCAAGAGUUCUGAAGGAUUUGAGUUGUGUAUUUUGUUAGAGCGUGGUGCUGUGAAUGCCAAGGUCGCAGGUUCAAUCCCCGUAUGGGCUACGCUGAGGGUUGGACUAGAUGAUCUCCAGAGGUCCCAACCUUACCAUUCUAUGAUUCUAUGAUUUUGGAUGAAAUUCAGGUGUUGCUCAAAAGGAGAUACUGUGUAGACAACUUGUUGGAUUCUCACAACAUAGAUUUUGUGACAUAAUCUAACAGAGUUUCACUCAGAUUUCAGAGCUCCUUGAAUUUUUUUUUUUUCACUAGGAAAAAUGCAUUUUUACCAUGCAGAAGAGAACAGUUUUUUUAAGUGUCUAUUUCAUUUGGAAACAAAGAGAAAAGUUUAUUCCUAGAAUCACAGGAUCAUCAGCAUUUUGAAUCCUCAGGAAUCAACAAAAGGAAAAGAUUUAAAAGCUAAAAAUAAAAAUUCUUUGAGGUUCUCUUUAUAUAAGUAUACAGAAAAGGCUCAUUCCAGUAUGUUUGACAGUUACCUUUAAUUCUUUCACUGGUGAUAAUUUUAUCAAAAAUCUCUGCCCAACCUAUCAGUUUCUGAAACCUGACAACAGGGCUGCAAAACAGCUUCUGUUCAGUGUGAAGCAGAUGCAGAAAUGUGCUCCAUUUUCUGCAUAAGACUGUGACAAACUUUGCACUAGGAGAGUGGCACAUAUUAAUGCGAAUCGGGUCUUUAUUUCUUGCACUGAUGUGGAAAGUCCAGUGGUCCAGAUGCCAGUCUGAACCAGUAGCACUGCAGGAAGUUUGUCAUGAAUGGCUCUAUUCAGCUCAGCGGCAAAAGGACAGGAUUAAGAAAAACAGAAAGCUCCAUCUUGGAGCAUACAAGAUGGUUUAGCUGCUCUUCCUCAUGGGAGUGGCAAAAUGGAGUCCAAGGAAUUUCCACUUAGCCUUUUCUCCAAUGUUGUUUCUGGUUUUGAAACAGAAAGAAGGUUUAGUACAACCAGCUGCUAUUUUCUGUGGGUGUGAGCUGGAAGGACAUGACUUAUUCUCUCAAACACUACAUAGAAUCCACAGCUUCCUCUGGUCUUUCUAUGCUGAUUUAUGAACUGCUUGUCUGAUUCUGGACAGCACAGCCUGAGUGCUCCCCUCUGCUGCCAUUUGUUUUUCUGCUUCCUUAGAUGCAGGAAGCCUCUACCUUGUCUUCCUCACCCUACCUAUUAACACCACCUUAUAUUUCAAGUUCCUUAGGAGCACUGCUGUGUGUGCGAUGAAUAAGAAUAGGCAAGUCUAGUGAUGGAGUCACAGCAAGGGAUAGAAAGUGUUAACCCACUUCCCUUUCUGUUCUUUUCCAGUCUCUUCUCUGAAUUUUGUAUGUGGUUGUUGCACAGAUGCAUCAUCUCCACAGAGCCACAGCACUAAGAAUGUCCCAUUCAUUAAUUAUCAGACUAAAUGAACUUACUGUUGGAGAGGGGUUAUGAGCUUGAGGUCAUCAGACACACUCUUGUCCCUUCUGAGGGUAAUGCCAGGCCUGCCGUGUUGCAGGGAGCACAGGCAGGUUUGGCUAGUGGGUUAGAGUGUAUCCAUCUCUUCAGUAAUGCUGGCCCUGCUGAUGAACAUGCUCACCAAAAACAGGUACUUUGAAAGCACUGACCUGUUUGCUCUAUCCUUUCCAGUACGGCUUCAGCAAAAGGAAUUUUUUGCUGAAUCCAGUCCUCCAGUAAGGAGUGGCUGAUGCCAGAGUAUUAAGGAUAAAGGAUAGCUUCCAAAUUGCUCCCAGCAUGUGGAACAGGCCAGGUGGAGGCAGCACUACAGAUUCCUGGAAUUUGAUUGGACUCCUGAACUAGAUGGGAAGGUGAAGUUUUCAAAGCAGCAGCAAACAUUUCCCUUUCUGGGGGAGAGGCGGCUUUGCAGCCUGCGGUCCUGCUAGUACACAGGACAUUCAGCCACACCUAAGGCCCUUGAACUUCAGGAGCUUUUGCACUCUUUCCUGGAUGGUGAUGGCUUUCACGUCACUUGCCAAAGGGCCUUUUUCAGGCAGUAGGUUCACAUCUUUGGUUUUGUGCGAUCAUUGUCUGCUGUUCUCUUGCCAUCUGAAGACUUGUAGUGUGGUUGUUUCUUUUGUUUUUAUUUUUAAAUAUUAUCUUUUUUAACUUGAUUCACAUGAGCCGGAGCAUGUUAAAGAAAAAUUGCAGCACAUUCUGUUGUUUAUAAAAUAAUCUUUUUAUCCAUGCUUUUUGUUUUAAAAUUGAGACUUUUAUGUAUUCCAUUCUAGCAUGAAGCUAUAAUAAUCCCUUCUUCAUUGUAUAUGGGAGUAGGUUGUUUACUGAAUGCACCUUCAGCACUGUAGCCUGUGUGUAUUGCUUCAGAGAGGCAAAUGGUGUUAAGACUGCUGGAAAACACUAUUCCAUUGAUUCUUUAUUCAGAUGCACAGAACAGUUCAGGAAGGAAGAAUAUUUUUGCAUCAACUUUUCAGCUAACUUAGCAAUAAAGAUUUUUACUUUCAUCUAA
Rhea pennata is the source of this 8156-nucleotide messenger RNA. It is a transcript of the gene PHLPP2, whose product is annotated as PH domain and leucine rich repeat protein phosphatase 2. NCBI's taxonomy places the organism in Eukaryota, Metazoa, Chordata, Aves, Rheiformes, Rheidae. The transcript has 19 exons. The coding region runs from base 67 to 4110 and encodes 1347 amino acids. Gene Ontology annotation, molecular function: protein binding. The record is from RefSeq and is a predicted model, not a curated record.